This is a messenger RNA of Aptenodytes forsteri (emperor penguin), 2374 nucleotides long. It is a transcript of the gene BRD3, whose product is annotated as bromodomain containing 3. The record is from RefSeq and is a predicted model, not a curated record. The transcript is spliced from 11 exons. Gene Ontology annotation, cellular component: nucleus; chromatin. The coding region runs from base 217 to 2322 and encodes 701 amino acids. NCBI's taxonomy places the organism in Eukaryota, Metazoa, Chordata, Aves, Sphenisciformes, Spheniscidae. Gene Ontology annotation, biological process: chromatin remodeling; regulation of DNA-templated transcription.
CGUUAACGUUUGUGGAAGAGCUCCCACUAACUUCAGUACAUGCUGGAUCUGCUCUUUAGACCUGACUGCUGCAAACAAGCUCGUGCUUACAUUUGCAAUGGUUGUAUGGUUGGGCCCUGGAAAUGGGAUGUCAGUCCCGUUCAGGGAGCAUAAAGGAAGAAAGAAAAUCUCCCAGUUGCUGCUGCUGUGACAGCGAGUGAGAGCAAGAGCAGGAAAAUGUCGACAGUCACAUCAGCAAUCCAGGCUCCUCAGGGCCCUGUGAAUCCACCGCCUCCGGAGGUCACUAAUCCUAAUAAGCCUGGCCGGAAGACCAACCAAUUGCAAUAUAUGCAAAAUGUUGUGGUAAAGACCUUGUGGAAGCAUCAGUUUGCUUGGCCCUUCUACCAACCUGUUGAUGCAAUUAAAUUGAAUUUGCCGGAUUAUCACAAAAUAAUAAAAAACCCCAUGGACAUGGGGACCAUCAAGAAGCGCCUGGAACAUAACUAUUACUGGAGUGCCAGUGAAUGUAUGCAGGAUUUCAACACCAUGUUUACAAAUUGUUACAUUUAUAACAAGCCCACAGAUGACAUCGUCCUCAUGGCCCAAGCCCUGGAGAAGAUAUUUCUGCAGAAGGUGGCCCAGAUGCCUCAGGAGGAAGUCGAAUUAUUACCCCCAGUUCCUAAAGGCAAAGGUCGCAAGCCGUCAGCGGGCACACAGAGUGCAGGAGCGCAGCAAGCAGUGGCCGUGUCUUCCGUCUCCCCGCCGGCCCCGUUCCAGAACGUCCCUCCAGCCGUGUCUCAGACGCCCGUCAUUGCUGCCACCCCUGUGCCAACCAUCACUGCUAAUGUCCCGCCUGUCACUGCCCCUCCCGCCGCUGCUCCCCCUCCGCCUGCUGCUCCGAUAAUGCCCGUGGUGCCUCCUACGCCACCGGUAGUCAAGAAAAAGGGAGUGAAGCGGAAAGCAGACACAACAACCCCCACCACCUCCGCGAUCACUGCCAGCCGAAGCGAGUCGCCCACGCCCCUCUCGGACCCCAAGCAGGCCAAAAUCAUCGCUCGACGGGAGAGCGGCGGCCGGCCCAUCAAACCACCAAAGAAAGACCUUGAAGAUGGAGAGGUCCCCCAGCAUGCAGGGAAGAAGGGCAAACUCUCUGAGCACCUCAAGUACUGUGACAGCAUUCUCAAGGAGAUGCUCUCGAAGAAGCAUGCAGCCUAUGCAUGGCCCUUUUACAAGCCUGUUGAUGCAGAGGCCUUGGAAUUACAUGACUAUCAUGAUAUUAUCAAACACCCCAUGGAUCUCAGUACUGUUAAAAAAAAAAUGGACAGUCGGGAAUACCAGGAUGCACAAGGUUUUGCAGCAGAUAUUCGGUUAAUGUUCUCUAAUUGUUACAAGUACAAUCCUCCAGACCACGAAGUGGUAGCCAUGGCCAGGAAGCUACAGGAUGUCUUUGAGAUGAGGUUUGCAAAGAUGCCUGAUGAGCCUGCAGAGGCCCCACCCCCACCUCCACCAACAGCACCAGUGGUGAGCAAAAGCACAGAGAGCAGUCACAGCAGUGAGGAGAGCUCUUCCGACUCGGAUAGCUCGGACUCAGAAGAAGAGCGAGCGACUCGGCUGGCGGAGCUCCAGGAGCAGCUAAAGGCCGUCCAUGAGCAGCUAGCUGCGUUGUCACAAGCGCCAGUGAACAAACCAAAGAAAAAAAAAGAGAAGAAGGAAAAAGAGAAGAAAAAGAAAGAUAAAGAGAAGGAAAAAGAAAAGCACAAAGUAAAAGCUGAGGAGGAGAAGAAACCCAAGGUGGCUCAACCACCAAAACAAACCCAACAGAAGAAAGCCCCAGCUAAGAAAGCAAACAGCACGACCACAGCUAACAGGCAGCCCAAGAAAGGAGGCAAACAGGCAUCUGCAACCUACGAUUCAGACGAGGAGGAGGAAGGUCUGCCCAUGACCUAUGAUGAGAAACGACAACUCAGCUUGGACAUCAACCGCCUGCCUGGGGAGAAGCUGGGCAGGGUGGUGCACAUCAUCCAGUCGCGGGAACCUUCCCUCAGAGACUCCAAUCCUGAUGAGAUAGAAAUAGAUUUUGAAACAUUGAAGCCCACAACUUUACGAGAACUGGAGAGAUACGUGAAAUCUUGUUUACAGAAAAAACAAAGGAAACCAUUUUCUGCAAGUGGGAAAAAGCAAGCAGCAAAGUCAAAAGAAGAGUUAGCUCAGGAAAAGAAGAAAGAACUAGAAAAACGGUUACAGGACGUCAGUGGGCAGCUAAACAACAACAAGAAACCUGCAAAGAAAGGUAAAGGCUUUGGUUUUACUGUGCUAACAAUGCCCGAAAAGUUGUGUAUGUAGAUAGACUUCCUCACUGAGGCAAAACUACUGCCGCCUUGUAGCCUUGGAUUUA